Molecule: messenger RNA, 750 nt
Organism: Eimeria tenella
Lineage: Eukaryota; Apicomplexa; Conoidasida; Eucoccidiorida; Eimeriidae
Exons: 1
Source: RefSeq, a predicted model, not a curated record
AUGAAAUUCAAAGAACUACCCGGGACCGCCGAACAGGCGGCCCUCAGGUUCCUUCGGUUCGUUCUUCUCGUCUUCUUUGCCUCUGCGCUUAGCUCAGAAGCAGCAGCAGCAGCAGCAGCAGAAUUGGAAGCAGCAGCAGCAGAGAUCACAGCAGCGGAGGCGGAAACAGCGGCGGGAGCAGCUGCAGCAAAAAUGGCAGCAGCAGAAAUGGCAGCAGCAGAAAUGGCAGCAGCAGCAGCUGCAGCCGAACUAGAAGCAGCAGCAGCAGAGCCGCCUCUGAGCUGGGGUGAAGAGUGGGAAGAAGCUGCUGCAGAUUCUGUUCUUCCUUUGGAUGACACAUUUGACCUUUCGGAAUUAAAUGAAAACAAAACAAAUGAGUUCUCCACUCAAGAGACCCGCUACUUGGAAGACCCUCAAAUGAGCAGCAGCAGCAGCAGCAGCAGCAGCAGCGAGAUGGAGGAGGCAACUGGAGGCGCGGAGCCCUCAGCAUACAUGAGCGCAGCACCGAUCCCUGCAUCAGCAGCAGCAGCAGCUGCUGCUGCCGCUGCUCCUGCAGGAGCAGCAGCUUCUCCUCCUCUUCCUGCUGCAGUGGAUGCUGCUGCUCCUCUUGCUGCUGCAGUGGAUGCUGGUGCUCCCCUUCCUGCUGCAGUGGAUGCUGCUGCUCCCCUUCCUGCUGCACUUGCUGUUUCCCUUCCUGCUGAAGCGGCUGCCCCUAUUCCUGCUGCAGCAGCUGCUGCUGCUCUUCCUGCG